AAUGGGCGGCGGGCGGAGCGGAGCGGGAAGCCGAGCGGGCCCAGCCCUCCGACGGCUCCCGGGGCCGCAGCGCCUGCUCUGCGCCCUGGAGUCGGCGGCCGGUCGCCUCCCCGGUUCCCGCGCAGGCCCUGCGAGCCCUUGGGGCGGCAGUGCGCCCCGAAGAUGCAGGAUGGCAGCGCGGACGCCCGCCAGCCCGUCCUACUGCACCACCGGCUCCACCUGGCUGCAUCCGCUCAGCCAGCUCCUUGGCAUCCCGCUGGACCAGGUUAACUUUGUGGCAUGCCAGCUCUUUGCCUUAUUGACCGCUUUCUGGUUCCGGAUCUACUUGCAUCCAGGGAAAGCCAGCCCUGUGGUCCGGCAUGCAAUGGCCACCAUUUUGGGCAUUUAUUUUGCUGUGUUUUGUUUUGGCUGGUACUCCAUACAUCUUUUUGUGCUGGUGUUGAUGAGUUAUGGCGUCAUGGUCACUGCAAGUGCAUCUAAUAUUCACAGGUACUCUUUCUUUGUCUCGAUGGGAUACCUUACGAUAUGCCACAUCAGCCGAGUAUACAUCUUCCACUAUGGAGUUCUCAGUACAGAUUUUUCUGGGCCUUUGAUGAUUGCCACUCAGAAGAUCACAACCUUGGCUUUCCAAGUUCAUGAUGGGUUGGGUCGGAGAGCUGAAGACCUUUCCCCUGAGCAGCAUCGACUUGCUGUAAAAGUGAAGCCAUCUUUUUUGGAAUACUUAAGCUACCUUCUCAAUUUCAUGAGCAUCAUAGCUGGCCCUGGUAAUAAUUUCAAGGACUACGUAGCUUUCAUUGAAGGGAGACAUAUACACAUGAAGUUGUUGGAAGUGAACUGGAAGCAAUUAGGUUUCCACAAUUUUCCAGAACCUUCUCCCACUCGAGCUGUGAUACAGAAGUUGUGCCUUACUUUGAUGUCUCUCCUUUUGUUUUUGACGCUCACGAAGUCCUUCCCUGUCACCUUCCUUGUUGAUGACUGGUUUGUCCAUAAAGCCAACUUUCUGACUAGACUGAGCUACUUAUACAUUGUUAUGCAAGCCGCAAAGCCCAAGUACUACUUUGCAUGGACAUUAGCUGACGCAGUACACAACGCAGCUGGCUUUGGGUUCAGCGGCAUAGAUGAGGAUGGGAAUUUCUGUUGGGAUUUGCUGUCCAACCUGAACAUCUGGAAAAUUGAGACUGCCACAAGUUUCAAAAUGUACUUAGAAAACUGGAAUAUUCAGACAUCUACUUGGCUAAAAUGUGUGUGCUAUGAGCGGGUUCCCCAGUACCCUACGGUGCUCACUUUCGUCCUGUCUGCUCUGUGGCAUGGCGUCUACCCUGGAUACUACUUUACCUUCUUAACUGGAGUCCCUGUCACAUUGGCAGCUAGAGCGGUGAGGAGCAACUUCAGACAUCGCUUCCUUUCUUCCAAAGCUCUCAAAUGUGUUUAUGAUGUGGUUACCUGGGCCGCCACCCAGCUGGCUGUCUCCUAUAUUGCUGCGCCCUUUGUCCUACUGGCUGUUGAACCAACCAUCAGUUUAUACAAAUUUAUGGUUUCUUCCGUCCCUGGCCUGCUCACCUUCCCUUGCCCUCCUGAAGAUGAUGUAGCCAUGUACUUCUCCCGUUUAUAUCCUUCUUCAAAAGAUAACCGUGUGUUUCUAUUCCUAGGUCCAUGUACUUUUCUUUACACAUCAUAAGUCUGUUGAUAAUCCUGUUUCUGCCCAUCAAGCCUCGUCAUGCUCCCAGGCAGCCACAGACUCUGAAUUCUGUUCAUAAGAAGGCAAAUUGAUCUCUCUGAGGGAGGCUGAGCAGAACACCUGCAAGACCUUGGGAAGAAGAUGCUACGGAAAGGCUGUUGGACUCCCCAGUGACUUAGAGAAAUGUUUACAUGUUUUUUUUCUUAACUGCAGGGAGCAUUUUUAUAAAGCCUCUUUUGUUGUACAGUUAAGUCACCGUGUCCAGCUUACUUAUCUUCAUCCUGUUUGGGACCCAGGACCUUUCAGUGGGGCAGAGGGCAGAGAACAGGCCACUGGCCCUUUGCUAGUCUGAAAUCAUUUCCAGUCACUGGACUCUGUGUGCGGGGACCCAGAUAUUGCCUCUGGAACUUAGGAGGUCACUGCUGAGGUGAAUUGUCAGAGAUUUCUGAAAUCAGAACAUUCCCAGGCAUGGGUGUCCCUUAGAAAGCUCCAGACCCUUGGACCUGUGACUUAACAGUUUGUGAAUAUAAUAGACAUGCUCAGAAGCCCCCGGACAAUAGUGACUGUGGAGGGAGGUUUUGCAAGUUGUUGAAAACCCCCCAGACUGGGAAUAUUAACCCUGGAUGCUUGAAUGAAUUGAUGUGCCCUCAAACAGGCUGCAUGCCCCUUUCCCCAGGAACAUACCGUUCCCUCUUUUUCCUUCCUAACUGAGCCAAGAUUGGAAAUCAGGAAGUCUCCUGUGUGCACCAGGAGCCUGGGUAGACUGCAGGCUUCUGUUUACCUGCUUUCAUCUGCUUUACCCUUAGCCCUGAGAAGACACCCAGAUCUUGAUAGCAUUGUAGGCAGCCACCUGCCUUUGCAAGAAAUAACUGCUUAAGUAAUCUGAGGUUACAGAGAGGCACGCUCUUCUCUCCACACUCCAUGGCGGUGUCAGUGACCGGGGCCAAUGUGUGCACAUGAGCUGAUUGUAACGGGUUAAAUCCAGCUUUAUUUUGGGUGAAUUGUUGUGUUGGGUAGCUACAACCAAAAAUCAUUCUUUGCUCUGUCCUCGUUAUGAAUGUGCUACGGCUCCUUUUGAGGACUUCUAUCGGGUAAUAUUCUGUGUGGGUGAAGGGAAUAGAAUAUUAAAAUGUGGAAAAUUAUAAUAAUAAAAUCUAUGCAUCAAUGAUGUACCUCCAUCAAAUGGUCUGUGAGGAGAAAAUUAUUCAAAUCAGAUGGUAAAAAAGUUAGCCU
Messenger RNA from Nannospalax galili (Upper Galilee mountains blind mole rat), 2911 nucleotides. It is a transcript of the gene Mboat1, whose product is annotated as membrane bound O-acyltransferase domain containing 1. The transcript is spliced from 13 exons. The record is from RefSeq and is a predicted model, not a curated record. Gene Ontology annotation, cellular component: membrane. NCBI's taxonomy places the organism in Eukaryota, Metazoa, Chordata, Mammalia, Rodentia, Spalacidae. Gene Ontology annotation, molecular function: acyltransferase activity. Bases 2 to 1678 code for a protein of 558 amino acids. Gene Ontology annotation, biological process: lipid modification.